CUCUACCCCAGUUGUCAUACUGUUGUUAGCCAAGCAAGGCGUACGGGCGAGCUCCCUCCGUCGCCUUCACCCGAGUGUGGUGCGCUCCAGCUCAUCCCGCGAGGAUUAGUUAUGGUGGAUUUAUAAAGAGCAUUACCAGGUUACCGUGGUCUCCGUGCACACACUAGAAGCUCCUGCUGUGUCGUCUUAGGUACAGCAAGUUACUCUGCUGAAAAACUUAAUCUGAAAGAAUAUCGCUGGUGGUGAUAGGGAUUUUGUGGUGGUCGUGUAAAUUAAAAAUCGGCAUCAUCCCGUUCAACGUGUGUCCAGCAGGCACCUGCACCAUGGGUAGCUACGGCAUGCUCAUCAACACCCCAGCCUCGUACGGAGACCAUGAAGAUCCUUACCCGAGCCUCAGUGACUACCACGACUACGAGCCCAACCUGGAGUUCGACGACACCGAGCUGCAGAGUGCCAGCUCCGUCACUGAUCUGCAGGAGCUUCUCCCAGCUGCUCCAGAUUACUUGGAGUCACCAGUGUCAGAUGGCACCAUUGAGGAGAAUUUUGAGGCCGAGCUAGGAAGUGCUCUUGGGGAGGAGGAUGAACAGGCACUCCACCACACCUUCACUGAUGAUAAUGAUUUCACAGAUAUUGCCAGACAUGGUAUUGUUGAUAUUGUUGGUGAUGAUACCUAUGGCAGGAAGGUCAUCGUGGUGUCUGCGUGCAAGAUGCCCAGUAAUAAAGUUUUCAACCAUGAAAAAUUUCUGAAGUACCUGAUGUUUACAUUAGACCAGUAUGUUGAGCAGGACUACUCGCUGGUGUACUUCCACUAUGGACUUAACAGCAAGAACAAGCCUCCUGUCUCAUGGUUGUGGUCAGCAUACAAAGCUCUUGAUCGCAAAUAUAAGAAGAAUCUCAAGGCUCUCUAUCUGGUCCAUCCAACCAACUUUAUCAGAGUUGUGUACAAUAUCUUCAAACCUGCCAUUAGUGCCAAAUUUGGACGCAAGGUGAUGUAUGUGAACUACUUACAUGAGCUGCAGCAGCACCUUCACCUCGGCCAAUUACCUAUUCCUCAACGUGUCCAACAGCAUGAUCAACAACUUCUUGCAAAAUUGAAAAGCCUUCCCAAAACUCCUGGGGCAGGAUCCAAUAAGCCUCUUCCCACACAGCAGUUUGGUGUAUCUUUACAAUACAUCAAAGAUGCGAGUGAUCAGGACCCAAUUCCUCCUGUACUAAAAAACUGUAUCACCUUCCUUGAUCAUCCAGAUGCUCUAGAAACGGAAGGACUUUUCCGUCGAUCUAGUGCAGCAGCUGUGGUGAAAAGUGUACAGGAACGCUUCAAUAAAGGUGAAGACGUGAACUUUGAUUUAGACACUGAUGUGCACACAGCAGCAGUAAUCAUCAAAACCUUCCUUCGGGAGCUAGAAGAACCUCUAAUGACUUUUGAUCUUUAUGAUGAAGUUAUCGAGUUUCAAGGUCUUAACAAGAGUGAUCGCCUCACUACUAUUAAGCAAAUAAUUCUGGAAAAACUACCUGAGGAUAACUACCUCGUUCUCAAGUUCAUUGUAAACUUCCUGUCAAAGGUAAUGGACCGUAGUGAUUUGAACAAGAUGACUGCAAGUAAUCUUGCUGUAGUAUUUGGGCCAAACCUUGUCCGACCCCGAGGAGGACAGAUGUCUCUAAAUGCUAUUGCUCCCAUCAACCUUUUUGUUGAGGUCAUGUUAUCUUCACACCACCAGAUCUUCGUGCUCUGAGGCUAAAUAGCCAUCAUUCCAAUCCAAGUGAACUCGUAGCAUGACCUGAGUUUUACAUAUACAUUUUAAAUGCCAUAACCUUAUGUUAAAAUCCUUUUAACACAACCAUUAAUACUUGUUAACUGAAAUUUGUGUUGGAUCUUUGGCACCUGAGUAAUCCAACCUCAGAGACAAGUAUGUCAUUACUUGUGUAUUUGAUAUCCACCAUUUAACCUUUCUCCAUCUCAUAGGGGUGGGAUAGGUGCACCAAACCAAAAGGUUUCAGCACCAUUGCAUUCAUUUAGUCGCAUCUUUCAACACACAGGGGAUGUGAAGGAUCUGUCCUACAAGACCUGAUCCCCUAGACUAGUUUCAUGUAAUAAUUAAGUUCAGUGAUCAUGAUAUCAUCCACUGCUGUUAUGGUAAUCAUUUUCUACCAGUGAUCAAGUUUUCAUGAUUAUGUGUUGAUCACUUUCAUCAGACUAAACGACCUCAUGUCAGAACUUCCUUAGUUAGCCGGGAAAAAAAAUAUAUAAUAAGGACAGCUUGAAUGAAUCAUGCAUUUAUUCUUGAAGAGAAAGACAUAAGAUGAAUAUUACAUUAUUUAUUCUUGCUUUGUAUAAUCUUUAUCAUCGUAUGCAACCCAAUAUCUGGAGGUUGCAAGUACAAAACACCAGAGGAUUAAUUUUGUCAUUAAAGUUUUUGGCAUUUAAAUGGUUUACUCGUAUCAAAGUUCAGAAUAACUUGGUACAAAAUUUGCAAUGCUUCUCAGUGGUAUUGAACCACACUCAGUCAUUAAAUUUUUCUUAUAUUUUGAUGCUAAAAAUCAUUCUAAAACUUUCUACUUUUGACACUUUUUUAUGAAGGGCUUAGCAAAUUGUCAGUUCACCCCAUCUGCACAUUCUACAUAAACACUACUGUGUCUAAAACAAGACCUUACAAACCUUUUAUUUAUAAAUAAAAUAUAAAUGCUCUUCUGAUGACCAAAAAUUUUUUUUAUAAGGAAUUCGUUUAUUGAAAUUUAAAAUUAACAUGGCCUAUAUAAUUGUCAAGUAGUACUAAUACUGGUAAUACUGUAAUUUAGUUUUGAAUAUUAGUAAAUAGAUACAGUAUAUUUCAUUAUUUUAGAAUAGAGCUCAUAAAACUCUUAUGUCAUCACAAGGCCCAUUUUCUUUUAUUUUAAGAGAUCAUCUUAGUUGUCAGCUGAUAUAGUAGUAUGCUUAGUAUGUAACUGUUCAGAAUCUGUGCCUUCAAAAUAUUCACUGAAAUUAUUUAUGAUUUUUCACUCAGUGCAAUCAGCAUAAAAAUUAAAUUUCUUGACAAGAUUAUUUUUAUUUUGUAUUAUACAUUUUGUUGCUAUAUAAAUAUAAACACUAGAAAUAGGGUUUUUUUUUUAAUGUCCAGGAAAUAUGGUUUUAUAGAUCACAUAGAUUAUACAGUAUAGCUUCCAAACAUAUGAAAUAAUUUAUGCAAUUUUUGUUUUAAAUGUCAGUACAGUAUUAUAAAGGUAUACAUAAUAUUUUUAUUUUUAACACAGUCAUGUAGAAUCUGUUAUUGUUAUAUCCUCAUCACUUCAGUACAUAGUCUUAUUCAUUCAUUUUUUUUCAAAUCACUCAUUCAUGUGAAUAGUUAUUGCUUCAUAUGUUUCAGCAUUCCCUUGAUUAUCUAGGAUUCAUUACCUACUGAGAGAGCAUGUUAGUUAUACAGUACAGUCAUUAAGUGAGGGUUGAGCCAGCAGUGGUAUGAGAACACUACCACUCAUCUGCCUGGUUAGUCCUGCCCCUCACAAAAACUGAGCUCAUAGUAAGCAAGUACAGUAAUUAGAUCUUUAAAGAAAGCUACACAUACAAUGUAGCUGUAAACCAAAGACAACAUAGAUAAAUAAUUUAGAAGACAGUUUACAUAAUCUCUUUGAAAUCAUACUCCAUCUUUUUUCUUUUUUGUAUAGGGUAAGACAAGAAUGAUGAAAUAACAUUUUCAACUUCUCCAAAUAGAAUUUGCAAGUCUAGCAUGGAAGCAAGUCAAAGGGCAGUCUUGUACAUGGAAAAAUGCCAUAUUUGAUAUAGGUAGAUAAAAACCAGUUGAGGUUUCAUUAAUAAGAUGAGUGAAUCUAAUUUAUUUUGUAUAUAAGACAAUUUUUUUAAAUAUGGUUAUUACUACAACUUCCAUGUUAAGAUUAGCAAAAUUCUAUGAUAAUAAUCAAUGAUUGUAUACUAGAUGCGUGUUUUAUACGAGCUUCAUACACAGAGAGCACACAUAUUUAGUAUAUCACAUGUUUAGUAAAUCAUACUGUAUAAAAGAAAUUACCUUCGCUGUGGCAGUUUAUAAGAGGUUGUGUAUGGCCAGCCACACAGUGUUGUUUACUCAGACUCCUUAAGGUUAUUUAAUCCUGUGAAACAUAAAAUGUAAAAUAUACUUUAAAAAUAGAUAGAGCAUUGGAGGAACUGCCAUAGCAAAGAAAAUUCAAACAAUGCAGUGUAACGAGUGUAAAGAAAUCAAAGGCACAAACAUGUGAUCUUUGGAAAAUCAUCAUAACCCAUGUUAUUAAAGGAAAUUAAUUUGGCUUGUGGUACCUGUUAACAGUACAGUAUUAUAGUCUGACAGUAAUUCCAUAACUUUGAAAUGUUAUAUAAAUGCCAUGACUGUUGCUGAUAUACACUAACAUAAUACAGACAUUCCCUUCCACAGAAAAAAAAUAACAAUGAAGAAAUGCAAAAGAUUUGAUAAGUCAUAAAUGAUGCAGUACAGUCACAGGAUUUUGGGUAGUGGUCAUUUUCUUUAGAUUCACAAAUAUUUUAGUGAUAGCACUCAAAUAGUGAUGGUGUGUCCAAUUUACUAUCUAGUGGUACAUGGAAAGAGUAUAAGUAUACAUAUGAAAUACAAUAUAUAUUUUUUAAGGUUGAGUGACAAAUUUGUAAACUGGUUAUGGAACAAUUCAAAACUGCCAAAUAAGUGUUUCCAACGUGAUAGUAAGUGUCCAUUGCAUCAAAUCACAUUAUGAUAAAGAGAUUGAUGUGAAAUUGGAAUUAUUAAAAUGUGACAUAAUUAAUUGGGAAGUAGCUACCAGUAAAACUGAUAGAUGUACAUUGCAAAGGAUGAAUAAAUGUAUCAUCUUCAGCCUGAAUUGAAAUGUUUGACUGUUUCAGUCACCUCAUCUUUGCUGUGAAUUUAACAGCUACAAGACAAUGGUGAAUGAAAUACAUUAAGAAGAGCUUUAUAACUGUAGUGUAUAGUUACUAGAAUGUUAAGUUAAAAGUGAAUGAUGUAGUGCUCAGCUACACACACAGACACAGACACACAGUAAUAUCAUCAUGAAAUAGUGUUUAUGCUGUGGUGAUGGAAGUAUUACUUGUAAUAAGUGAGACAUAAUUGUGGAAGCUGUUCCUUUGUUUCUUCUGGAAUUCCAAUUGUUACCCUUUAUAGUGUGACAAGAUCAGUGAUUGUUAAUUGUGUUAUGAAAUAUUCACAUUUACGGUAGGUCAUUCCCUGGUUACCUAAGUUCGCUCUCUAAAUUACAAUUAGGAUUAAGAAUUCUUGACUGACGGGAAGUUAGUCUCUGUCAUAUAUUUUUUCUUAUUUGUAUAUAAUGUCGUUAACAAAACAUGAAGUACUGAGGCCCAUCAUAGUAAAUUUCCAUUUAUUAUUCUGUGAAUUGCACCUCACAAUUUUAAUUGAUUAUUACAUUUUAAUGCUAGGAAAAAGUCCAGACAUAUCAAAAGGUGCUGGUUUUGUUUGCUAUAAAUGUACUUAUUCAUCUACUUGGACAUUCUUCGGUGUUUCUUGUGAAGUACGUGUGUGGGUGAACUUUUGAUGAGAUAUUUUUGCACAUUCCUACCAUUUACACCUGUACUAUCACAUUUCAAGUGGGAAUUAAAAGUACAAAAUAUUCAGUGUUUAGUUUCACAUUUUAACAUUCCCAAAUGUAGUCUCUUUACAUAACUAACAACAAUACUGGUACUUCCAUAACUCGAAAAUCAUUGAAAUUUGAAGGAUCACUUGUGCUAACAGCCAAUCAAUAUGUAACACAUUGCAGUUGUCAUUUAUCUCUCUUUACUUGUGAUGUUUCAAGCAGUUGUUGGUGUAAUUACAACUAGUUACUUAAAAACAAAAUAAUCUGCUAUGUUUGCAUUCUUAAAUUGAUAUCUUGGUAAAAAUCUCACAGAAUUAUCUGAUUCCCGAUGACUGAUCUUGUCACAGAAUCCUCCAGUCCAUCGUAACGUUUGGAAUCAAUGAAGAAGUUUGUAAAGGGUCCAUGAUUAAAACAUUCCUUUAUAUUAAAAGAUUUGAGGAUAUAUGAUUUGUGAUCAUGAAUUUUGUUUUAUGCAUUCUUUACCAUAUUUUAGUUAUAGACUUAUGUACCUUUACCACUUGCAGUUAAGCACAAAUUACCAGACAUUUGACAUUGAAAAAAUAAGAAAUAGUUGACAUUUUUUCUUUUUCUUUUUUUCAGAAUUUGCAUUAUGUAAUUUAUAAUUGUAUUACAUGAUGCUAUCAGGAACACUUUCAGGGUAUUCCUUUCAUUUUCACAUUGUAGCACAGUCAGAAAUUGACUACAGUACUAUACAUAAUUAAACUAAAAGAGCAUUUAGUUAUGAUGCAAAUGUGUGAAUAUGUUUUCCAUGCAACAUUGAUUGUAUGAAUAUGUACAAAUGUAUUGAUUCUAAUGUUAUUGGGAUUACCUUAUGUAAGGUCUUGUCUAGAUCUGAAGUUAUAAAUCACAACAGGUGCAUAACUGCAAAACCGAUAAAACGAUGAUUGUCCUUGUAUGAGAGACAAAUAAUAUCAGAAUUUUCAUUUUAUUUUUUGUAUUUACUUAUGUUUUUUUUUUAUUAUUACUUAGGUUUUGGUGCAGCAUAUGGUUGAGGGGAAUUAGGCUAUGUAAACAUAGGGUCUAAAGCAAUUUAAAAGAACAAUACCAUCAUAAAAACAGAAUAAAAUAAUAAAUGUUAUAAUAGUGAGAGAUAUCCACUGAAAUACUGCCACAGUUAUUAUUAGAAACUUAUCAAAGAAAAGAAUCGGUGAUCUUAACUUUUGUCAACUGUUCAUAAAGUUAAGUUUGAAAUGUCAUACAAAAGAACAACAGAAUGGUUACAUAUCCCAAUAUUUUGUUCAGUGUUAUGUAAAACAAUAUUUGUAUGAAGUUAUUUUAUAUACAAAGUUUUAGGUUUAUUGUAUAUGAAACAAAAAUUAGCAAUGCAUACGGUAGAUGUUGAGGAUAGUUUAAACUCAUUCCUUUAUUUGUUAUAGUACAUAUAUAGGCAAUUGGUUGCAUGCCAAAUACUGUACUGUUUGACAUGUCAUUUUUGCAAGACAGUUUGCUUACCCUCUGUUAAUCAUAUGUAUGACAAUUCUCUCGCCAUUUGUUGUUCCACAACCUUGGUACUUACUUUGUUCAAUGUUUAGUAUGCAUUUUCCUGUAUGUAUUCAUGGAACUACCGUACUGUGAUGUAACGUCAUUCAAAAUUGAUUUUAAUAAUACAGUUAUUAAUGGUCUUAAUAUUUGUCUAGUCUGAGUGUAUAUAAUCUGAUAUUAAAAAUCUUAAUGUGUA
This is a messenger RNA of Homarus americanus (American lobster), 7261 nucleotides long. RefSeq names its product rho GTPase-activating protein 8-like (gene RhoGAP68F). Gene Ontology annotation, cellular component: cytoplasm. The record is from RefSeq and is a predicted model, not a curated record. Gene Ontology annotation, biological process: negative regulation of endocytic recycling; small GTPase-mediated signal transduction. Lineage: Eukaryota; Metazoa; Arthropoda; Malacostraca; Decapoda; Nephropidae. The transcript is spliced from 9 exons. Gene Ontology annotation, molecular function: GTPase activator activity. The coding region runs from base 324 to 1733 and encodes 469 amino acids.